Molecule: messenger RNA, 978 nt
Organism: Podarcis lilfordi (Lilford's wall lizard)
Lineage: Eukaryota; Metazoa; Chordata; Lepidosauria; Squamata; Lacertidae
Source: the annotation of a GenBank genome assembly
AUGGCGGACAGAGACAGCGGCAGCGAGCAGGGUGGCGGCGGCGGCGGCGGGGCUCCGGGCCCGGGCGGCGGCGGUGGUGGCGGCAGCGGGCCCGGCGGCGGCGGCGUGGGCCUUCAGCACGAGACGCAGGAGCUGGCCUCCAAGCGGGUGGACAUCCAGAACAAGCGCUUCUACCUGGACGUGAAGCAGAACGCCAAGGGCCGCUUCCUGAAGAUCGCGGAGGUGGGCGCCGGGGGCAGCAAGAGCCGCCUGACGCUCUCCAUGUCGGUGGCGGUGGAGUUCCGCGACUACCUGGGCGACUUCAUCGAGCACUACGCGCAGCUGGGCCCCAGCCAGCCGCCGGAGCUGGCGCAGGCCGCGGACGAGCCGCGGAGGGCCCUCAAGAGCGAGUUCCUGGUGCGCGAGAACCGCAAGUACUACAUGGAUCUGAAGGAGAACCAGCGCGGGCGGUUCCUGCGCAUCCGGCAGACGGUCAACCGCGGGCCGGGCCUGGGCUCCACGCAGGGGCAGACCAUCGCGCUGCCGGCGCAGGGGCUGAUCGAGUUCCGCGACGCCCUGGCCAAGCUGAUCGACGACUACGGCGUGGAGGAGGAGCCGGCCGAGCUGCCCGAGGGCACCUCCUUGACGGUGGACAACAAGCGCUUCUUCUUCGACGUGGGCUCCAACAAGUACGGCGUCUUCAUGCGGGUGAGCGAGGUCAAGCCCACCUACCGCAACUCCAUCACCGUCCCCUACAAGGUGUGGGCCAAGUUCGGGCACACCUUCUGCAAGUACUCGGACGAGAUGAAGAAGAUCCAGGAGAAGCAGAGGGACAAGCGGGCGGCCGCCACCGCCGCGGCCUCCUCGCCCUCCUCCGGGGGAGCCGAGCAGCCGCCCGAGGCCGAGGGGGGCAGCAGCAGCAGCAGCGUCGCCGCCGCCGCCGCCGCCGCCGGCCCGCCGGGAGCCUUGCUGCAGGCCGAGGAGCCGGAGGAGGAUUGA